This is a messenger RNA of Topomyia yanbarensis, 2253 nucleotides long. RefSeq lists its product as uncharacterized. Bases 1 to 2253 code for a protein of 750 amino acids. NCBI's taxonomy places the organism in Eukaryota, Metazoa, Arthropoda, Insecta, Diptera, Culicidae. The record is from RefSeq and is a predicted model, not a curated record. The transcript has 4 exons.
AUGGGUGUGACGGUAGCUCCUUCUGUUGAAGGUAUCGAGGAUCAAAGAGCACGGGAAAUAUUACAGCAGACUAUGGUGCGUACAGCAAAUGGGAGGUUCGAAACGGGUCUUUUAUGGAAACACGACCAUGUCGAGUUCCCUGACAGUCGUCCGAUGGCGGAGAAACGUUUGCGGUGUCUAGAGAAACGUCUAUCGAAGAACCCCGAGUUGUAUGAAAAUGUUCGUCAACAAAUAGUAGAUUUCCAACAGAAGGCAUAUGCGCAUAAGACAACCAGUGAUGAAUUGGCUAGUUUCGAUACCAACCGAACUUGGUACUUGCCACUCGGAAUAGUGUUGAAUCCAAAAAAGCCUGGAAAAGUGAGGUUGAUUUGGGACGCAGCGGCAAAAGUCAAAGGCGUAUCAUUAAACACGAUGCUGUUAAAAGGACCGGAUCUGUUAACACCCCUGUUGUCCGUAUUGUAUCGCUACCGCGAACGAGAGGUUGCGAUAUGCGAAGAUAUAAAGGAAAUGUUCCACCAAAUUUUGAUACGGGAGAAAGAUCGCAGUGCGCAGUUUUUUCUCUGGAGGAACACUCCUGACAUGCCAAUGGAGACGAUGGUAACAGACGUCGCGAUAUUUGGUGCGACGUGCUCGCCGGUACAGUCGCAGUAUGUGAAAAAUUUCAACGCAACGGAGAACGAGAAAGAGUAUCCUAAGGCUGCAGAUGCUAUAAAGAAAAGGCACUACGUAGAUGAUUACCUCGAGAGCUUAGAUACUAUAGAGGAAGCAGUCGGAUUAGCGCUAGAGGUUAGUGAAGUUCACGCGAAGGCCCGGUUUCAGAUAUGGAACUGGAUUUCCAACCAUGAAGUUGUGCUGAAACGUACCGGGGAAGUCAACCCAACGGCAGUGAAAUGUUUUGUUGCGGAUAAAGAGGUAGCUUCCGAACGACUGCUAGGGUUAAUUUGGUUGCUAAAUGAGAACGUUUUCUCAUUCACGUUGAACCUUCGGGACGAUGUCAGACGGUUAGUUCAAGGCGAAGUUAUUCCCACGAAAAGAGAGUUACUGCGAGUUGUCAUGAGCAUCUACGAUCCUUUGGGUCUUGUUGCGGCGUUUGUGAUACAUGGAAAGGUUAUUGUGCAGGAUGUAUUGCGAGCAAAAGUCGGAGGGGACGAAACUAUCCCAGAUGAGGUAUUCUGUCGAUGGGAACAGUGGCUCACAGUUUUACGGAACAUGGAGAAUAUAAAGAUCCCUCGAUGCUAUUUUCCCGGCUACGAAAUAAAUAGUUUGGAUUCGUUCGAGCUACACAUAUUUGUUGAUGCCAGUGAGCAAGCCUUUGCAGCUGUAGCCUAUUUCAGAAUGCUGGAUCGAGGACUACUACUUGCAGCCGUUCUAGGAGCACGACUGAGGAAAAGCAUCGAGGAAGGACAUUCGUUUAAGAUAAAGCGUACAUAUUUCUGGACCGAUUCUACCACCGUCCGCUCCUGGAUUAAAUCCGAUCUACGACGAUAUCGUUCAUACGUGCCAUUUAGGGUUAACGAGAUACUCAGUCUGUCGAAGGUCGAUGAAUGGAGAUGCGUUGCGUAUGUUCAUCGGUUCGUGGACAAUUGUCGACGAGCGAACUCCAAGGUACCGUUGGAAACUGCUGGUUUAUCGAAAGAAAAGUUGCAGAAAGCAGAGCGUAGUUUAUGCCGGUUGGCGCAAUCCGACGAGUUUCCGGAUGAAGUUGCUAGGUUGAAGCGGAGUCUACGAGUGAGAAACGAGGAUCGGAAGCCAUUGGAGAAAAGCAGCAAGAUCGCAACAGCCACGCCAGCGAUGGACAAGUUCGGGAUUCUUCGAGUGGAUGGACGGUCGGAAAAAGCAGAAUGCCCAACCUAUGAUGCUAAAUAUCCUGUUAUUCUACCGAAGGAACAUCGGAUGACCAGACUGCUUCUUGAUUGGUACCACCGUAUUUACCGUCAUGCAAACAACGGAACUGUCGUGAAUGAAGUUAAGCAGCGAUUCUACGUGCCAAGACGGACAAAGUGGUUCCAGGAUGUAAGAUCAAUCCAGGAAGGUGAAUUGGUGGUGAUAGUGGACGAGAAUGUCAGGAAUUGGUGGUUGAGGGGACGUGUGAUCCGGAUAUACCCCGGGAAGGACGGAUCAGCUCGUCGUGCAGAUGUUCAAACGAGUAGUGGAAUUUUGCAACGUCCGGCGACUAAACUCACUAUAUUAGAAGUUGGAGAUGUAGGUGACGCCGAGGCAAAAGCUCUAGCGACACGAGGGGGAGAAUGUUGA